AUGGAAAAGAUCCGGCAGCAAGGUCCGUUUGACAUCUUUGGGAUACCCUUGGUGGUUCAACCUUUGCCGAAGAAGUUUGGUCCGGAUAUGGAACCUGAAGUCAUGGUUUCAGUUUGGCUGAGGCUAGUGGACUUGCCCCUGGAACUAUUGAACCUUACGGCGGUGAGUAAGAUCGCCUCAUGCAUUGGGACCCCGCUCUCUACUGAUUUAAGCACCUUGAGGCGCGAGACUUUGGAUGGCCCUCGCAUACAGGUCAUCAUCGACACAGCAAAACGAUCGAAGGAGUCCCUUUCGAUUCUGCUACCAAGCGGGGAGUUUUUGGAGCAGAAAAUUGAGUACGAGUUCAUUCCGAAAUUCUGCAAAGCAUGCAAAACUUACGGACAUUUUUCGGAUGAAUGUCGGGGCAGGCAGGAGGCAGGGGACCAGGCGCAAAGAUUCGAAUCUUUUCAACGACCGAGGAGCCGAGGAGGGCCACGGCAGCAACUGAAUAGGCCGCAGCACCCUGCUCAGCAGCCGAGGAUGAAUGCCCCAGUUAAUCAGAGCACGGGGCAGGUAGCCAGUUCAGGAGGCCGGGAGCGUUCCAGGUCCAGAUCGCGCCCCAAUAGCAGUGGAAGCCAACGGGUACCGUCAACCCGAUUGAUAUGA
Messenger RNA from Salvia splendens (bonfire salvia), 645 nucleotides. RefSeq lists its product as uncharacterized. The coding region runs from base 1 to 645 and encodes 214 amino acids. Lineage: Eukaryota; Viridiplantae; Streptophyta; Magnoliopsida; Lamiales; Lamiaceae. The record is from RefSeq and is a predicted model, not a curated record. The transcript has a single exon.